AUGGCUGAGCCUCAGAGCUGGAAUAAUCCCACGAUCGUCCCCGCCGACGGAGCUGGCCGCCCAAGCAUUGCAAAAUAUCCUCAUUCUAGGAAGUUUCGCCCGGGGGAUUCCGUGCAAGUGAAUAUCCGCAAUCCGGACGGCUCGACUACCGCUCACGGCGAGUACAUGGUCGAGAGGGUCACUGCCUCUGGAACCUACACGCUAUGUGCUGAGGAUGGUGACCCAUGUCAGAUAAAUGGUCGAAAAGACUUCACCGAGAUGGAGCUGACACUUGUCGAUUGA
Aspergillus saccharolyticus JOP 1030-1 is the source of this 282-nucleotide messenger RNA. RefSeq lists its product as uncharacterized. Bases 1 to 282 code for a protein of 93 amino acids. The record is from RefSeq and is a predicted model, not a curated record. NCBI's taxonomy places the organism in Eukaryota, Fungi, Ascomycota, Eurotiomycetes, Eurotiales, Aspergillaceae. The transcript is spliced from 3 exons.